AUGAACAACACAGCUACAGUAGCUUUCAUGUUGGCAUUGCUAAUCAUGGCGACAACCAGUCCCGUGAGUGCUCAAGCCCCCGUGACAUGCCCAGGUGCUCUGCUUCAGCUGCUCCCCUGCCUUCCAUUCCUCACCAAGCAAGUUACCACUCCACCUGCACAAUGCUGCUCCAAUGUCAAGCUGCUGAACGACGAGGCCAACACCGCCGCGAUUCGUCAGCAGCUCUGCAAGUGCUUCAAGCCUGCUGCAAUCUCCUAUCAUGUCGACCCUGCCGUCGCCAAGGCCCUCCCUGGCUUGUGCAGAGUCAGUGUCCCCGUCCCUAUCGAUCCUAAGAUCGACUGCAACACGAUUUCUUAGGUGUGGAAAAUAUGAAUGAAGUUGUGGAUUCAUGGGAGGGUGAUGGGCAUGGAUGUUGGGACAAGAGUUUGCUACACAAAUUCUUGAGAUGGGGUGAAUUAAUAACGACAUAAAUUGUGUUAUAUAUGUAUGUUCAAUUUCUUUUCUACAAAUCGAUUGCAAUGUACUCCAUAACUCUAAUGAUCAAAUAUUGAUCUUCUCUUCAAUUGUGAGUGGCUAGAUGGAUAUAUCUAGUUAUUGUUCUUUUUUGUUCUUGAAAUAAGAGAAUGAGUGUUUCAUUUGGG
Molecule: messenger RNA, 641 nt
Organism: Linum tenue
Lineage: Eukaryota; Viridiplantae; Streptophyta; Magnoliopsida; Malpighiales; Linaceae
Source: the annotation of a GenBank genome assembly